AUGGCUGAGGUUCAAAUUCAAGAAGAGGAAUUCAUUAAUCCUGAUAUUGAGGUAUUUAUUUCUUUCUUUGAAAAUCUUAAUAUAAAUUGUGAAUAUGACAUUUAUAAUGAGUACACAAGUGAGAAUUAUGGAAACAUCGAUGUCAGUUUGAGUUUGGAGGAACCCAUAAGCCAUGGUCAAACAUUAACACAGGAAGAAACAGAAACAGAAACAUUAAGACAGCAACCAGUAGGUAGUAAGAGGGAACUACCAGUUCAGACCAGAAAGUUAAUUGUACAACAGUUAACUAGUUUGUCUACAGAAUCAGAUAGACGUUUGCCACGGGGUACAAUUAAAACAAUUGCAAUGCAACAUAACACAUCAAGGUGGACAAUAGCAAGGCUGUGGGAAUCAGCCAAAACAUCAAUGCAAAAUGGCAUUGUAAUUGAUGUUAAUAGUAGAAAAAGGGGAAGAGUUGGUAGGAAACCAAAAGUUUUUGACAUGAAUUUGCUGAAUGUUGUUCUGAUUGAAAAGAGGACCACAAUUAGAGCAAUGGCCUCUGCAUUAGGCAUUGGUCAUUCACAAGUUUAUAGAAUGAUGAAAUCCGAUGAAAAAUGGUUCUACAUGAGUAGGGCAACACAAAGGUAUUAUUUAUUUCCUUGGGAAGAGGAAAAACCAUAUAGAUGUGUGCAUAAUAAAAAUUUCAUAGGCAAAGUGAUGUUUAUAGCAGCUGUUGCAAGACCUCACAUUAAUUCUACAGGUGAAGUGUUGUGGGAUGGGAAAAUAGGAAUUUUUCCGUUUACAGAAACUUAUUAUGCAGUGAGGAGGUCAGAAAACAGACCAGCGGGUACAGCAACAUUACGAGCAAUAACAAGAGUUACACGCGACAUUCUACGAGACAAACUAAUCACUGAAGUGCUACCAGCAAUAAGAUCAAAAUGGCCAGCAAAUGGGGUGAAAGAUAUAUGGAUUCAACAAGAUAACGCCAAGCCACAUAUUUUAAUAAAUGAUCAUGCAUUCAAUGAAGAAGCAAAGAAAGACGGAUUUAACAUAAGACUUGUUUGUCAACUAGCCUCUAGUCCAGAUAUGAACAUCUUAGACUUGGGAUUGUUUAGUGCUCUGCAAUCAAUUCAAUUCAAAUCAUUUUCCAAAGACCUCAAUGAUCUGAUAAAGGCGGUGAAUGAUGCGUAUGACACUUUUGAACCAAAGCUUUUAAACUACACUUGGAUACAAUAUCAACUAUGCAUGAUAGAGGUACUAAAAGCUAAAGGCGGUAAUAACUAUAAGAAUCCACACAUUGGAAAACAGAGACUGGACAGGCUGGGUCUGCUGCCCAGGCAAUUAGAAAUUCCACAAGAACUAAUUGAUGCAGCACGCCAAUUUUUAUCUCAUGGUAUAAUUAAUCUCAAUGAUCUUCCGCAAGAUGAUUGA
Amaranthus tricolor (Joseph's coat) is the source of this 1410-nucleotide messenger RNA. RefSeq lists its product as uncharacterized. The transcript is spliced from 2 exons. Bases 1 to 1410 code for a protein of 469 amino acids. Lineage: Eukaryota; Viridiplantae; Streptophyta; Magnoliopsida; Caryophyllales; Amaranthaceae. Gene Ontology annotation, molecular function: nucleic acid binding. The record is from RefSeq and is a predicted model, not a curated record.